Messenger RNA from Malassezia japonica, 960 nucleotides. RefSeq names its product SAGA complex subunit Sgf73 (gene sgf73). The transcript has a single exon. Lineage: Eukaryota; Fungi; Basidiomycota; Malasseziomycetes; Malasseziales; Malasseziaceae. Gene Ontology annotation, biological process: regulation of transcription by RNA polymerase II; RITS complex assembly; regulatory ncRNA-mediated heterochromatin formation. Gene Ontology annotation, cellular component: SAGA complex. The record is from RefSeq and is a predicted model, not a curated record. The coding region runs from base 1 to 960 and encodes 319 amino acids.
AUGGGGGAUGCACCGGUGGGGUGGGACGCGAUCUUCGACGGGACACAGAGUGCGCCUACGUCGCCAAACGCCACGCCACAGAAGCGGCCAUGGCAGAUUGACGAGCGUGAUGUGACCGAGUUUGGCGGAUUUUCGCUCGACGAUGAUGUCGAUAUUGUCGAGUGCGUCGACUGCAAGAAACCGGUCCUGCGUGAAGCGUACGAGUUCCACCAGGCAAACUGCGCGAUGGCGCGCGAUAUCGCGUCUGGGCGCCUCUCGCCAAGUGUCCUGCAGGAUGCAAAGGCCCAGGCGAUGGAUGUCGACGAAGGGCGCGACGCGCCCGAUGCCAAGGACGCGCCUGACACGCCGCGCCGCAAAAACUUUGGCGGCAAAAAGAACCGCGGGCCGAUCAACCUGGACCGGCAGUGCGGUGUGAUCAACAACAAAGGCCUGCCGUGCUCGCGCUCGCUCACUUGCAAGUCGCACAGCAUGGGCGCAAAGCGCAAUGUCCAGGGCCGGACACAGCCCUACGAUACGCUGCUCUUUGAAUGGCAAAAAGCGACCAACCCCGCGUUUGUCGCGCGCCUCGAGGAGAAGGAAAAGGCGAUUGCCGCCGCCAAGGCCGCUGCAAGUGCCUCGAAAGAAAAGAAGCGCAAGUCGAACCAGCAAGGCGACCGCGCACGCGACCCCGCCGAGCAGGAGCAUGCGCGCGGCCAUGCGAUCGACGGGGGCAACGAUAUGUACGCCGCGAAUGCCUCCUACCAGGAUGUCGAGAGCGAUAUGCGCGCCGUCCUGCAGACGAUCCACAUGUCUGCGACGCGCGACCGCACCACCAUUCUGCCUAUGGCUGUACGGGGCUUUGCGGGGCAGUACACGACGCGCACCAAGCGCUUCCGUGUCCUGCGCCAGUUUCUUGCGCAGGGUCUCAGUGGCACUGCGCAUAUGCGCGCGCGCCGCUCCGAGGCCGAGACGAAGCCGUAG